AUGGCCGCGUCCGGGGUCCUGUCCCGCCCGGCAGGAGUGGCAUCGGUGGCGCUGGUGGCCCUGGUGGCGCUGGUGAUGCUGGGGGCGCACUGCGCUGCGGGCGUGGGCAUGGGCUCUUGCUACGACGGCGCGGGACGCGCACAGCGCUGUCUGCCCGAGUUCGAGAACGCCGCGUUCGGCCGACGCGCCGAGGCCUCGCACACGUGCGGACGGCCCCCCGAAGAUUACUGUCCGCACGUCGGGGCGCCCGGCGUGGGGCCCCAGUGCCAGCGCUGCGACGAUGCCGACCCCCGGCGACGCCACGACGCCUCCUACCUCACAGACUUCCACAGCCCGGAUGACAGCACCUGGUGGCAGAGCCCAUCCAUGGCCUUUGGGGUGCAGUACCCCACCUCAGUUAACCUUACCCUGCGCCUAGGGAAAGCCUAUGAGAUCACCUACGUGAGGCUGAAGUUCCAUACCAGCCGCCCCGAGAGCUUUGCCAUCUACAAACGCACGCGCCCCGGGGGCCCCUGGGAGCCCUACCAGUACUACAGCGCCUCCUGCCAGAAAACCUACGGCCGCCCUGAGGGGCACUACCUGCGGCCGGGUGAGGAUGAGAGGGUGGCUUUCUGCACCUCUGAGUUCAGCGACAUCUCCCCGCUGAACGGGGGCAACGUGGCCUUCUCUACCCUGGAGGGCCGUCCCAGUGCCUACAACUUUGAGGAGAGCCCUGUGCUACAGGAGUGGGUCACCAGCACCGACCUCCUGAUCUCUCUGGACCGGCUUAACACAUUUGGGGAUGACAUCUUCAAGGACCCCAGGGUCCUCCAGUCUUACUACUAUGCUGUAUCUGACUUCUCCGUGGGUGGCAGGUGCAAAUGCAACGGUCAUGCCAGUGAGUGCGGCCCCAACGAGGCUGGUCAGCUAGCCUGCUACUGCCAGCACAACACCACGGGUGUGGACUGUGAGCGUUGUCUACCCUUCUUCCAGGAUCGUCCCUGGGCCCGGGGCACCGCAGAGGAUGCCAACGAGUGUCUGCCCUGCAACUGCAGCGGCCACUCUGAGGAGUGCACGUUUGACAGGGAGCUCUUCCGGAGCACGGGCCACGGCGGGCACUGCCGUCACUGCCGUGAGCACACCGCCGGGCCGCACUGUGAGCGCUGCGAGGGGAACUAUUACAGAUGGAGCUCGAGGACGCCGUGCCAACCCUGUGACUGCCACCCAGCAGGCUCCGUCAGUCUGCAGUGUGACCACUCGGGCACCUGUACCUGCAAGCCCACAGUGACGGGUUGGAAGUGUGACCGCUGCCUGCCUGGGUUCCACUCACUCAGCGAGGGUGGCUGCAGACCCUGUACCUGCAAUGUUGCUGGCAGCUUGGGCCCCUGUGACCCCCGCAGUGGGCACUGUUCCUGCAAAGAGAACGUGGAAGGCAGCCUGUGUGACAGAUGCCGCCCUGGGACCUUUAACCUGCAGCCCCACAACCCGGCCGGCUGCAGCAGCUGCUUCUGUUACGGCCACUCCAAGGUGUGCGCUCCUGCUGCCGGGUUCCAGGCACACCACAUCCUCUCAGACUUCCGCCGUGGAGCUGAUGGCUGGCGGGUCAGAAGCAUGGAGGUGUCAGAGCGUCCUCCACAGUGGAACCAGAGUGGGAUCCUUCUGGGCCCGGAAGGAGAAGAGGAACUCUUGGCACCAGAGAAGUUCCUGGGAGACCAGAGGCUCAGCUAUGGACAGCCAGUCGUACUGACCCUCCAAGUGCCCCCUGGGGCCGCCCCACCUCCUGUGCAGCUGAGGCUGGAGGGGGCAGGUUUGACUGUGGCUCUGAGGCCCUCCAGCCCACCCGGCCCUCAGGACACCAGGCAACCGGGACAAGUUCAGCUCUGGUUCCUCCUGCAGGAGACCUCUGAGGAGGCAGAGCCCCCGCUGCCCACCUUCCACUUCCAGCGCCUGCUUGCCAGUCUAACUGCUCUGCACAUCCGGACCAGCAGCCAAGGCCCGGGUCCCGCUGGCCCGGUGUUCUUGUUUGAGGUCUGGCUCACGUCGGCCCGGCCCCAGAGAGGACUUGCCCCGCCGGCCCCUUGGGUGGAGGCCUGCCUGUGUCCCCAGGGAUACACAGGCCAGUUCUGCGAAUUUUGUGCUCCCGGAUACAAAAGAGAGACACCUCUUGGGAGUCUCUACACCAGUUGCAUCCCCUGCACCUGCAACCAUCAUGGCACCUGUGAUCCCAACACAGGGAUCUGCCUGUGUGGCCACCACACCGAGGGCCCUUCCUGUGAGCGCUGCAUGCCAGGUUUCUAUGGAAACGCCUUCUCAGGCCAUGCCGAUGACUGCCAACCCUGUCCAUGCCCUGGCCAAUCAGCCUGCACAACCGUCCCAGACAGUGGCGAGGUCGUGUGCACACACUGUCCCGCUGGCCAGAGAGGACGACACUGUGAGAACUGUGAAGAUGGCUUUUUUGGGGAUCCUCUUGGGCUCUCCGGAACUCCCCAGCCCUGCCACCGGUGCCAGUGCAGCGGGAACGUGGAUCUCAAUGCUGUGGGCAACUGUGAUCCUCAUUCUGGCCACUGCUUGCGCUGUCUGUACAACACAACCGGGGCCCACUGCGAGCACUGCCAGGAGGGUUUCUACGGGAGCGCCUUGGCCACAAGGCCCUCGGACAAAUGUGCUCCCUGCAGCUGUGACCUGAGGGGUUCAGUCCGUGGGAAGACAUCCUGCAACCCAGUGACCGGCCAGUGUGCCUGCCUGCCUCAUGUCACCGGGAGGGACUGCAGCCGCUGCAGCCCCGGCUUCUAUGACCUCCAGUCUGGGAGGGGCUGCCAGAGCUGUAAAUGUCAUCCACUUGGCUCCUUGGAGAACAAGUGCCACCCCCAGACCGGCCAGUGCCCCUGCCGACCUGGCGUCACAGGCCAAGCCUGUGACAGAUGCCAGCUGGGUUUCUUUGGCUUCUCCAUCAAGGGCUGCCGGGACUGUCGGUGUUCCCCACUGGGUUCUGCCUCCUCCCAGUGCCAUGAGAACAGUACGUGUGUGUGCCGGCCCGGCUUCGUGGGCUAUAAGUGUGACCGCUGCCAGGACAAUUUCUUCCUCGUGGAUGGUGGCACGGGCUGCCAAGAGUGUCCAACCUGCUAUGCCCUAGUGAAGGAGGCGGCAGCCAAGCUGAAGGCCAGGCUGAUGCAGAUGGAGGGUUGGCUGCAGGGGUCUGACUGUGGCAGCCCCUGGGGACCACUGGACAUCCUGCAGGAAGAAGCCCCUCGGGGGGCUGUCUACCAAGGUCACCACCCAUACCAAGAGGCCUGGGGGCCCUUCCUGGAGCAGAUGGCGGGCCUGGAGGGUGCCGUGAAGGCCGUUCGGGAGCAGGUGCAGAUGCUGAGAGGGAGGGCCCACUGUGCCCAGGCUGAAGCUCAGAAGACCUGCGUCCAGAUGUCGGAGCUGGGGGAGACAUUGCAGUCCUCAGAGGAGGAGGUCCUACGAGCAGCCUCGGCUCUUUCCUUUCUGGCAAGUUUUCAGGAAGGAUCCAUCCCACCUACAAAUUGGAGCCAUCUGGCAUCAGAGGCCCACGUCCUUGCCAGGAGCCACAGGGACACAGCCACCAAGAUCGCAGCCACUGCACAGAGGGCCCUGCUCGCCUCCAACGCCAGCCGCGAGCUCCUGUGGAAUCUGCUGAAGGGGAGAGUGGCCUCGGAGGUCCAGCAAGAACUGGAGGACAGGUACCAGGAGGUGCAAGCAGCUCAGACUGCUCUGGGCACAGCUGUGACAGAACUGCUGCCCAAAGCUCAGGGGGCACUGGCCAUCUCAAAGCGCGAUAUUGGCGACACGGCCCCACAUCUGGUCCCGCUGGUCAUCCCUGGAGCAAUGCCUCAGAAUUCCCAAGCCAGGGACCUGGACCGGAGAGUGAAGGCCCUGGAGCGGAAGCUGGAGCAGAAGGAGCGCGAGGCAGGCCAGGCCGUGGGAGCCCUGCAGGUGGAGGCUGGGAGAGCCCUGAGGAAGAUGGAACCCUUCGUGCAGCUACGCUAUGAGACCUCAGCUGCCCUGACACAGGCUUCCUCAGCUGUCCACGCUGCCACAGUGACGGUCAUAGGAGCGAAGACCCUGCUGGCUGACCUAGAGGGCAUGAAGCUGAGGUUUCCUCUACCCAAGGAGCAGGCAGCACUGAAGAGGAAAGCAGGCACUAUCAGGACUAGGCUCCUGGAGGAAACGAAGAGGAAGACCAAGCAGGCAGAGAGGAUGCUGGGAAAUGCUGCAUCUCUCUCCUCCAGUGCCAAGAAGAAAAGCAAAGAAGCAGAACUGAUGUCCAAGGACAAUGCCAAGCUCACCAGAGCUAUGCUGAGAGAAGGGAAGCAAGGUUACCGUCAUGCCAGCCGACUCGCCAGCCAGACCCAGGCCACACUCCGCCAGGCCUCUCGCCUGGUUCUGAUCUCAGAAGCACGCAGAAGGGAGCUGGAGGAAGCUGGGCAGGUGGCCUCUGGGCUGAGCACUGUGGAGCACCGGAUCAGAGAGUCUAGAGUCUCCUUGGAAAAGGACACCAAGGUCCUGUCAGAGCUGCUGGCCAAGCUGGGGUCCCUGGGUGUCCACCAAGCCUCUGCUCAGACCCUGAACGAGACCCAGCGGGUGCUAGAAAGCUUGAAGCUGCAGCUGGGUUCCCAUGGGGCCCUGCAUCGCAAACUGAGGAGGCUGGAGGAAGAGUCUGCCCGGCAGGAGCUGCAGAUCCAGAGCUUCGAGAGCGACCUGGCCGAGAUCCGAGCUGACAAGCACAACCUGGAGACUAUCCUGAGCAGCCUACCUGAGCACUGUGCCAGCUAGGCCCUGGCACGCUCUCCCCGCUCCCCACAGGGGUCCCAGGUCUGCCUGUUGUGAGCUCCUGUGAAUGCCCUCACUUGUUUGCUAGUGUAUCUAGACUCUUCGGUCUGAGCAGCAGGAGUGAAUACAUGUGGCUCCCCGGGUGGCCUUGUGUGUAGCUCUCAGUCUGUGCUCCUUGCACACGCAUCGGCAUCCACACCCCAGUGUAAGAGGCAUGUCUGCGUUUGCACAGAUGUGGGCGUGUGCAUGCGUAAUGCACUUGUAUGUUCAAGAUCACCUUGUGCAUACACACACAUGACAGUCUUGAGCUGUCAAGAGGCAGCCCUGAGCCUGGACACACUCAACAUCCCGAGUGAGUCCUGUUAUGACAAAUUCUCUUUGGGGCUGACAUAUCUACAAUCCGCCCUCCAGAAAGCAGGGCCCAAACAGGGGUGGUACCCUCUGAGGCCGAGAGGUUAUCCACAGAGAUCCUGAGAAGACUCAGAAAGUCCCGCACCCGUGGUCACAGAGCUGGCCCCGGGCCCGCUGUGCUCCCCCAGGCCCCAUUGCUCCCUCAACAGCUCCAAGAACUGAGGUGCCAGGCAGAUCGAGAAAUGCCAAGAUUGUAACAGGAUUCUCAGAAGUAGCAUCUAAGGUCACAGUGUGGUCAGGGAGGCCCACAGGCCAACGCACAGACGUCAUUGUCUUUUGUGAACACUUCCCUCCAGGGAUCGGAUCUGCAGCUGUCUCACUGAGGGAAGUACCUGACCCAUCCUCUCCUUCAAUCCCCUGAUCUACCUGAAGAACCUGGUUCUUCAGGGUGUGGGUCACGAGGCCUCACACAGGCACCGGAAAUAGCCCUUUGUGCCCUGCUGACCUGGUUAUCCUUUGAUUGACAUUUCUCAGACUGGCCCUCUGAGCCCCACCUGCCGUGAAGUAUGCCACAGGGAUGGGGAAGCCAGGCUGUCAUUCUAGGCCAGCUGCCCAUGGCUGCCUCUUCCCAGAAACCCCUGGCAUUUCUUCCUGAUGUUCCCCCUCUUUCUUGGAGCUCUUUUAGCACGCACAGCAGGGCCGAGGCCCUGGGGUAACAGCCACCUUUGCAAGCCCUGUCCGUUCCCCGAACUGAUGGCGAUGUGGACCGAUUCUGAUUAUGAAGAAAUAAAGGGCCCUUUUCCGA
Molecule: messenger RNA, 5929 nt
Organism: Psammomys obesus (fat sand rat)
Lineage: Eukaryota; Metazoa; Chordata; Mammalia; Rodentia; Muridae
Gene: Lamc3
Product: laminin subunit gamma 3
Exons: 28
Coding region: 1-4776 (1591 amino acids)
Source: RefSeq, a predicted model, not a curated record